Molecule: messenger RNA, 3854 nt
Organism: Sorghum bicolor (sorghum)
Lineage: Eukaryota; Viridiplantae; Streptophyta; Magnoliopsida; Poales; Poaceae
Product: receptor-like protein kinase 5
Exons: 2
Coding region: 693-3797 (1034 amino acids)
Biological process (GO): protein phosphorylation
Molecular function (GO): receptor serine/threonine kinase binding; ATP binding; protein kinase activity
Source: RefSeq, a predicted model, not a curated record
UUAUUCCUUUGAAUAUCGGUGAUUACAAAACAUAGAGCUUUCACGUAUAUAUAGUCCUGCCAAGGGCUAAGAAUUUUAGUAAGAGUCCACGUAUAAACGGACUAGGAUUAGGAUUCCAACUUCUUCUUUCGUUCUAAGAAUUAAGUUUGUAUGUUUUACAACAGAAACUACAUGGGGGCACAGCGCCUGGAGGGGAAAAAAAGGAAAACAAAAAAAAAACAAAAAGUGAAAGUGUGGAACCACACUAUGGCGAGGCGCGUUCGUUCCUGGGAGGGAGGAGAACGACCCAACGCCGUUUCUCAAUUUUGGGUACAGAAGUAGACUUGGCCGAAGACCCAGCAGCCCAGGUCAUUAGUCCAGCCGGAGCUAACACGGCAAGGCAAAGCUUCAUUGAGCCCAGGUCCACGGUCUACUGCACAUCACAUUCGUCUAUCCACAUUUUUCAAUUUCUUCUGAUAGUGUGGGGUUCUUCUAGUAUUUUAGCAUUCAAAAUUUAGUAUAAAUUUUUCCUAGUAAAUACCUCCUAGUGAGGAUUUCCUAGUAUUUUGACUAGUGUUAGUGUUUUAUUACUAACUAAAAACACUAGGAGAACUCCAUUUUGGUAGUGAUCAUCAACAGUCGAAGAGUCUCAAGUCCAACGACACGGAAGCUGCUACACGCUUCUUCCGGUUCAUUCACCAUUACCAGUAGCCAUGCCUACCCGAAUUCUCGUCGUCCUCCUUAUGAUCCUCCUCUUGCUUACUUCCAUCUCCGGUUCGGCGCAGACCAACGACGCCGAGCUCCGAGCUCUCCUGACCAUCAAGAAAGAUUGGGGCAACCCUGCAGCCCUGAGAUCAUGGAAGAACAGCAGCAGUGCCUCUGCUUCGUCCACUCACUCUCACUGCAACUGGGCUGGGGUUACAUGCAGCAGCAGCAACGGCCAAGUGACCGCCCUCGUCUUCCAAAACUUCAACAUGAGCCGUCCAAUCCCAGCGUCCAUUUGCAGCCUCAAGAACCUGACGCACAUGGACCUCUCCUACAACAACCUCACCGGCGACUUCCCGGCUGCUGCACUCCACGGCUGCUCCGCUCUUCAGUUCCUUGACCUGUCCAACAAUCACUUCUCCGGUGCCCUCCCAGCUGACAUCGAUAAAAAACUGUCGUCGUCGGCGGCGGCGGCGAUGGAGCAUCUCAACCUGUCAAGCAAUGGCUUCACAGGCAGUGUGCCGUUGGCGAUCGCCGGGUUCCCGAAGCUCAAGUCGUUGCUCCUCGACACUAACAGCUUCAAUGGGAGCUACCCGGGUGCCGCCAUCGGCGACCUCACGCAGCUCGAGACGCUAACCCUGGCAAGUAACCCCUUCGUGCCAGGCCCCAUCCCUGACGAGUUUGGCAAGCUGAAGAAGCUGCAGAUGCUGUGGAUGUCAGGGAUGAACCUGACUGGUGGCAUCCCUGACAAACUGUCGUCGCUCACUGAGCUGACGCUGUUGGCUUUGUCCGACAAUCAUCUUGACGGUGAAAUUCCGGCGUGGAUUUGGAAGCUUCAGAAGCUCGAGAUCCUGUACCUCUAUGCUAACAGCUUCACUGGUGCGAUUGGACCGGAUAUCACCGCCGUGAGCCUGCAAGAGAUCGACCUUUCCAUGAACUGGCUCACCGGACCGAUACCGGAGAGCAUCGGCAAUUUGAAGAACUUGUGGUUGCUCUACUUGUACUUCAACAACCUCACCGGGCCGAUUCCGUCGAGCGUCGGGCUGCUCCCGAACCUCGUGGACAUCCGGCUAUUCACCAACAGCCUCUCCGGCGCCCUCCCGCCGGAGCUCGGGAAGCACUCGCCGCUGGGCAACCUAGAAGUGAGCAACAACUUGCUCACCGGCGAGCUCCCGGACACGCUCUGCUUCAACAAGCAGCUCUACGACAUCGUGGUCUUCAACAACAGAUUCUCCGGCGCGUUCCCGGCGAACCUCGGGGACUGCGACACGCUGAACAACAUCAUGGCGUACAACAACCAAUUCACCGGAGAGUUCCCGGGGACAGUAUGGUCGGCGUUCCCUUACCUGACCACCGUCAAGAUACAGAGCAACAACUUCGCUGGAGUCCUACCAGCAGAGUUGUCAUCUAACAUCACGCGGAUCGAGAUCGGAAACAAUAGAUUCUCCGGCGCAGUACCAACAUCUGCCACUGGCUUGAAAACAUUCAUGGCGGAGAACAAUUGGUUCUCCCAUGGGCUCCCGGAGGACAUGACCAAGCUCGCCAACCUCACUGAGGUGUCUCUCGCCGGGAACCAGAUUGGCGGAUCCAUACCAGUGUCCAUCUCAGCCCUUGGGGCUCUUAGCUACCUCAAUCUCAGCAGCAACCAGAUAACCGGAGCGAUCCCGGCAGCCGCCAUUGGAUUGCUCCCGGCACUCACCGUCCUUGACCUCUCAAACAACAAGCUCGACGGCCAGAUUCCAGAGGACUUUAACAAUCUCCACCUCAGUUACCUGAAUCUCUCGUCGAAUCAGCUCGUCGGAGAGGUGCCAGCCGCACUACAGAGUCCCUUGUUCGCCGCCGCCUUCGCUGACAACGCUGGCUUGUGCGCCGGACAGGACGCCGGCAUGCUCCUCCCGACGUGCGACCAAGGAGGAGGAGGAGGAGGUCGUAGUUCGGCCAGAAUGAUCAUCAUCCUAACAGCAACAAUUUCCAGCAUUUCUGCCAUCACCUUCGUCGCUGCCAUGGGAUGGUUUGUCCUCCGGCGCAAGAGCAACUCGCUGGAUGUGACGUCGUGGAAGAUGACAGCGUUCGGGACCCUGAAUUUUGGCGCGCAGGACAUCAUCAGCAACAUCAGCGAGGAGAACGUGAUCGGCAGAGGUGGGUCAGGGAAGGUGUACCGCAUCCAUCUUCACAAGGCAAGAGGAGGGCACGGUGGCGACGGCGACGGCGACGGGGCCGCCGGUCACUCGACGACGACGUCGACGGUGGCCGUGAAGAAGAUCCGCAACAACGACGACGGGAAGGUGGGCGUGAACGACGACAAGGAGUUUGAGGCGGAGGCGAGGUCACUGGGCGGUCUCCUCCACGGCAACAUCGUCAGGCUGCUCUGCUGCAUCUCCGGCGGCGACACGAACACGAAGCUGCUCGUGUACGAGUACAUGGAGAACGGGAGCCUGGACCGGUGGCUGCACCGCCGCGCGGCCGCGGCGUCAGAGGCGGAGCCGCCGCUGGACUGGCCGACGAGGCUGGGCGUCGCCAUCGACGUCGCCAGAGGCCUCAGCUACAUGCACCACGGCUUCACGAGCCCGGUCAUCCACCGCGACAUCAAGUGCAGCAACAUCUUGCUCGACCGUGAGUUCCGAGCCAAGAUCGCCGACUUUGGCCUUGCUCGCAUCCUCUCCAAGUCCGGCGAAUCGGAGCCGGUGUCGGCUGUCUGCGGAACGUUCGGUUACAUUGCUCCAGAGUACGUGAGCAGAGUGAAGGUGAGCGAGAAGGUGGACGUCUACAGCUUCGGGGUGGUGCUGCUGGAGCUCGCGACAGGAAGGGGGCCGCAGGACGGCGGCACGGAGUCCGGCAGCUGCCUGGCGAAGUGGGCGUCGAAGCGGUUCAAGAACGGCGGCGGCCCGUGCGCGGACCUGGUCGACGGUGAAAUUCAGGACCCGGCUAACCUGGACGAUAUGGUGGCCGUGUUCGAGCUCGGGGUGAUGUGCACCGGCGAGGAUCCGUCGUCAAGGCCGCCCAUGAGCGAGGUCCUGCACCGGCUCCGCCAGUGUGACCGGAAUCAGACGUCCAUUGACGACGACUCUGCUAAAGACGUGUGUGGCGUUCAUUCUUUGGAGUCCAUGGUUUAACGUGGCCUUUUGAGAUGCCCCACCAUCUCUUAUCUCAUUCCUAUAAUAUAAAAACUU